UUUAAAUGCCUUUGAUAUACUCGUGUGCACAUAUACGUGACCUGUUUUAUGUGACAUCUUUAAAAAGGAAUGGUGAUAUGGAAGGCAACUCACUUUAUGUUCUGACUACAUGCUGAUUUGCUUCAUGCAAAUGCAUUUGAGAGGACAGGAGAAGAAGCUUAAGGACUAGGCAUGACGUGUGGGAAAAAAUAUUUGACUCAAUAUUCACUGAUCAACAUUGAGACCCAGAACAAGAAAGGCAUGAAAUGGAUUUUUUCAUCAGAGUCUGGCAGGUGGUCUUUUUUCUCCUUUUCAGCAGCAAAUUCUGUGACUGCUACAGAGUCAGUUGUGUUGGAAAGUUGAUAGUAGACUCAGAUGUCAUCCACCUGGGCUCCAACUUAACUGUGGGUUGCCAGUCAAACACUGAGCACUGUGGCAGACACUUUGCCAUAGUCUUCAAUGGACAGACCAUUUUCGAAACAGUUAACUGCUCUGUAAUAAAAACACAAAUAGUCAUCAAUCAGCCCAGUUUUUGGCUACUCUGCAAGGUGAAGGAGGGAGACACAUGGCACACUGUUUGCGGUCAAGACUUCAAGGCUGGCUACCCUCCAGGUAAACCGAAAUUCAGCUGCGUCACAUACCAAAAUUCAGAGUAUGUUAACUGCUCUCUGAUGGUCACAACUGAGACAUAUUUAUUUACAAAUUUCACAGUGACAUUUCAUGACAGAACUUCCCAGUUCUUCCAGUAUGCGAUGAAGAAAGAUGGUCAUGUCUCUAUUCCACGAUCACUGUUUGUUGAGAACAUGACAUACAAAGUCCAUGUAAGAGGUCACAAUGCAUUAGGAGAGUCACACUCUACUUUCAACUUCUCAAUCUGGGACAUUGUGAUUCCAAGCACUCCAGAGAUAACACGAGUUGUGUUUGAAAAUGGCACUCUUUCUCCUACAAUAUACUGGAAUGGUUCAGAAGAUAACCUGAAACCAAUUUUGAGGUUCAGAGAAGCACAUUAUGACCCGGACUGGCGCCUGGGAAGUGUGAAGGAGCUCCUAGAUGGAUGUAUUCUGAUGCAGGAAGCCUUAGAACCAUUGAUACUCUAUCAGUUUGAGCUGAGAGUGUGCGUUACGUCAACGAACUGCAGCAUGUGGAGUCAUCCCUUCAAUAUAACCAGCCCAGGAAUAGCACCCUCACACAAACUUGAUGUGUGGAGAGUCAUCAACAGGACCAGUACUCAUGGACCUCUGAAUGUCACAGUGUUGUGGAAGCACUAUAAACCAGAAUAUUACAGUGGAGAUGUGUUAUAUUACAAGUUAUCUUAUAAAGAAGAAGGCAAGAUCCGUGAACUGAAUUGCUCAGCUCAUGUCACUCAUCAAACUCUUCAGCUGAGCACAGCAGAGGUUAACGUAAGUGCUGUGACAGCAGCUGGUUCCUCCCCACCUGCACCUGUAAGCUUGACAUAUACAGGUAAACCAGCCCCCAUGAUAACACAUUUAGUUCCAGCAGCAGGGGGCAGUGUGCUUCUAGCAUGGGAUGUGUCUCAUUACAGUGAGGAGGCGAAGGGCAUUCUGGGUUUUGUUGUGCAGUGGCAACAGAGCCCAGUACACAUAGAAUGGAAGAGAUUAGGAAAAGACUAUAAUAUUACAUUCCUACAAGGUAUGCGAGCUGGUGUCCUGUAUAACAUUUCAUUAUAUACUGAAGAAGCCAGUAGAGUUUCAGACCCUGCAUUUGUUCAGGUUUAUGCAAAGGAAGAGAAGCCUCUAGCUGGUCCAGAUGUAUCAAUUACCAAUAUAGGGAAAAAACAGAUUUUGAUCCAAUGGGAUGAGCUCAGCCAAGAAACACAAAGGGGAUUUAUCACAAACUACACCAUUUACUUCCAGAGACAUAUUGACGAGAGACUUCUUCAGAACAAAACUGUGCCUUAUGCAUUUACUAGACCUUUGAGUUGGGAGUUGCAAGGCCAACAGGAGUGUUUCGAUAUCCUGGUCUCUGCAUGGAAUUCUGCCGGUGAAGGGCCCAAAGGAAAGCCUGCCACUUGCUGUUGUCACAGCAAACUAUCAUACCAAGCUGGUUCAGACAAGACAACAGGUGGAAUGAUAGCUGGAAUUUGUUUGGCUGCUGCUGUUCCUAUGGUGAUCCUGGCCAACCUAAUGUACCUGAAAUGUGUGCGGCAAAGAAUGAUGAAAAUGUGCAUGUCCAUUGGAGUCUCUUGGAUUUUCGAAAAUCUACCGAAAUUUGAUAACAGCAAUGCUAUAAAACUACUAAAGGACGACAGCUAUGGCCCUUGGGGAGCUCUUCCUGGAGACAGCGAUCCUCCCUUAACUCCCAUUGAGGAAGUCUGUCUGUCUUUGGAGAGGCAAGACUCUUAUCCAACUGUGCUUCAUGUCACAGAAAUGCCCACGACAGACCUGUUUUGCAUUGAUUCUCCUUAUAAACCUCAGCAAUUGACAGCUUCACAGAGAAAUGAAGACUUCUCUGAGACUACAGAGGAAGAGCUAAAGGAGGAGGACCAAUUCCCUUUGUUGGUGUCUCCAUCACAUCAUGACUUCAGCUGGGAUUUAACCUGUAUUCCCGUGAUACACAGGCGUCUUAAUAGCUUCUUAGCUAUGGAUGGAGCACUGGGAUCUUUGGGCAUUCUUGAAGACCUCCUCGCUCCCCCUCAGACAGCCUCCAAUGAGGACGGAGGAGUGGAAGAGAAUGAGAGGAUUGUGGAAACAGGAGAUGUAAAUCAGAGCACUUUCACAAGUCAAACUGUACUACCCAAUGACCUGGAGAGCUGCCUCAGAGGGCCUGUCUUUGAUUCCAGCCCAUACUCCCCACAAGGGCUUUGCCAGAGUUUUUCAGUUCCAGAAGAGGGUUAGGCACUCUUUAGAACACAUUUUUAAGAAAUAUCAUGUGGCAAGAGUACUUCUGAACUAUAUGCGCAUGGAUGUGAUUUAGCCAUAAACACAAGCAUAUACAGGAUCUUGUAUGGCAUCAUCUUGUACAUAAAGCAUUACGUUUUUUUCAAUUAUUUUACAGUGAUGAUACUCUAUUUUCUCUGUAUUGUCUACAUAUUGUCUGCUAUUUUGUGGCUUUAGUCAGAUACAUCUAAAUCACAUUGUGGUUUCCGCUCACUCUGCGGAUAGUAUCUAAAAUAAGUACUGUACUGUACUGUAUGUUGCUGAUCAAUUUAUUCAUAGUAACGUCGUCCUCUUGAAUACUGUUUUGAUACAAAAGAAAAGAUAUAUGACUGACACACUGCACUUUUUUGUGCUUAAUUGUACUGAAUGUGCAUUUGUAGUGUACUUCAAAUAUAUAUAUAUAUAUACUUGCAUAUAAUAUAAUAUUAACUAAAAAUCCACUUAAAUGUGAAGUAACAUUAUUUAUGUGAAAGUGUACUUCACUUAAAUGUGAAGUAAGUAUAUUUGCGAUACUAGUCUCACCUAGCGGAAUCACAAAAAUAAAGCAUAUUUUUGCACAAUGUUUGAAAAUUAC
Messenger RNA from Sinocyclocheilus anshuiensis, 3450 nucleotides. Its product is annotated as interleukin-23 receptor-like. The record is from RefSeq and is a predicted model, not a curated record. Gene Ontology annotation, molecular function: protein binding. Bases 246 to 2834 code for a protein of 862 amino acids. The transcript is spliced from 15 exons. Lineage: Eukaryota; Metazoa; Chordata; Actinopteri; Cypriniformes; Cyprinidae.